AACAAACUUCCAAUGUGACAUUUUCAACAUACAUGUCUUUGAUUUCACACUGGGUUGAGUGCAAGCUGUAAUGCUAUUAGCUAUAGGACUAUUGUUGCACAUUUUUCAAUAAGCUCCCAAUACUAUUUAAUUUUUUCUUUAUAAUACAUUCCACCGAAAGUCACAUAAACAUGCACCAUUCACUAGGAACAGAAUAAAGCAAAGAACAAAAGAAUCCAUAGUAACCAAAACUUCCUUUUGGCCUUUAACCUUUAUCUAAAAAAUUCUGCAUUAACAUUUCCACAUUCAGGCAAGAUUAAAAAAGCAGUGACAUGGGGUGCUGCUUCCAUGGCUCCACAGCUAUGCCACCAAUGGAAACCUCUCUACCGGGAAGUAGUACCGUUGAAGACUAUGCAGGACCCAAGAACCUCAAACAAGAAGUCCUGAUACAAAUACCAGGAUGUAAAGUUCAUCUGAUGGAUGAAGGAGAGGCUUUUGAACUAGCUCAAGGCCAUUUCAUAGUCAUCAAAACAUUGGAGGAGAAUGUGUCUCUCGCAACAAUUAUAAAAGUCGGAAACGAACUUCAGUGGCCUUUGACUAAAGAUGAGCCUGUAGUGAAGCUAGAUGCCCUCCAUUACCUGUUUUCGUUGCCCGUGAAAGACGGCGAGCCUCUUAGUUAUGGCGUAACCUUUUCGGAAGAUAGUUAUGGAAGUUUGAGUUUUCUAGAUUCGUUUUUGAAAGAGCACUCUUGCUUUUCUGGCUUAAAGCUGAGUAACAAGAAUGAUCUUGAUUGGAAGGAGUUUUCUCCGAAGGUUGAAGAUUACAAUCAUUUUCUGUCCAAGCUUAUUGCAGAAGGGACUGGUCAGAUUGUGAAGGGUAUCUUCAUCUGCAGCAACGCUUAUACAAACAAGGUUCAAAAAGGAGGAGAAAAGAUCCUAACUAGUCAUGCAGAUGAGAAAAACGGCGUUGCGGUUAAGGAAAGUACGAGCAACAAGAGCGCGGCGGCCUCAAAGAAGAACAAGAUCAAUAAAAACCUCAAACGUGUGAGGAAGCUGUCUAAGAUGACAGAAAAGUUGAGCAAAUCUUUGCUUAAUGGUGUUGGCAUAGUUAGUGGAACAGUGAUGGCUCCUUUGGCUAAAUCAAAACCUGGGAAGGCAUUGUUAAGGAUGUUACCUGGUGAGGUGCUGUUAGCUUCAUUUGAUGCAGUCAACAAAGUUCUAGAUGCAGCUGAAGCUGCUGAAAAACAAACUCUUUCUGCUACUUCAAAAGCUGCUUCCAGAAUGGUCUCUAACAGGUAUGGGGAAAAUGCUGGGGAAGCUACAGAGCAUGUGUUUGCAACUGCAGGACAUGCUGCUAACACUGCUUGGAAUGUCUUUAAGAUUCGAAAGGCCAUCAAUCCAGCUUCAUCAGCAACCAAGGGUGCACUGAAAAAUGCUGUCAAAAAUACAAGUUUUAAGCAUUAAAUUCCAUUCAAGUUGCUUUAUACUUGUUUUGUCAAAAAAAAAAAAAAGUGGUGCAAUUAAUUAGUACUUUAUGUAUAACUGUAUUCAUUUCAAUUUCAAGUUUUCACCAUUUAAGAAGAAUUAAGUCUUAAGCUUUGAUUUUAGAAGGAUGUAAUGUAACAGAAGGUGAAUUCAAAUUUAAAAAACAUAAGUGGAAAUGAAUUCAUGU
Molecule: messenger RNA, 1650 nt
Organism: Vicia villosa (hairy vetch)
Lineage: Eukaryota; Viridiplantae; Streptophyta; Magnoliopsida; Fabales; Fabaceae
Product: senescence/dehydration-associated protein At4g35985, chloroplastic-like
Exons: 4
Coding region: 312-1442 (376 amino acids)
Cellular component (GO): plasma membrane
Source: RefSeq, a predicted model, not a curated record